AUAAACUCCUAUAACGUAUCGAUCCUUUCGUAAAUUUGGUCGCAUCCAAGCUCAUCGUACUGAGUAUUGACAAUGAGCACCGAACUGUGGACAUUCUCUGUUUAUGUAAACCGCGGCCAUUUCCAUUUUAAAUAUAUUCCUUUCCCGUUCUUCAACGUCACUUACCCCUUCUCCGUUGAUCUUCUUUAACAACUCUGAGACUUCUCCAUACCUUUUUCACAGACUGCUGUAUCUCAACUGGGUAAUUCCUCGUUGACAUACAAUGUCUAAGCAGAGACUUCAUCAUCCCGAUCUGGUGGGCCUAGAUCCAAAGGUCAAGGCGUACGAGCAGCAGAAACGAUGGACAGACUUCAAGAGACAAGAUCCCGCAGAAGAGCGAAGGCUACGCGAGAAAAAUACCGCAAACAAACGUCGUUCGCGGGCAGCUCAGAAACAGAGAGCACUCGAAAACGCUGGCGACAAGCCUCCUCCAAAACGGCGACGUGUCCUAUCAUCUAGAGCGAUCCAGCCUAACCGCAACGACGUCGAAAACGUCGAGAACACUGCGGGUCCUUCGAACGCUAGCGGAGAAGUUCCUUUAAACACUGAGAACACCGCGGGGCCUUCUUCUCAUGUCUCAUUCGACGAUACCUUCAUCGAUCCCACCCUGCUACAACAACCCGACGCUCAACCUCCGCGUACUUCCCCCCCUCCAACUCUGGAUGCUGAAGUCACCACGCGCGACGUAUGCAUCAUGACGGACAUACCAUCGCCAUCGCAAACUCCACGACCAUCUUCACCGGUGACCACACACGAAGUAUGUGUCAUGACGGAUUCCCCACCGAAUCAUCCCCCCUCAUUUCCCGGUUACCCGUCACCCCCCUCGCCAGCUUUGUCCGAUCUCACUGACAUCGAGUCCCUCGACUUGGCAACUCCCAUAAUCGGCUCGCAAGUUCACGAAAAUUCGCCGACAGUCGCAUGGCAAAGUGGCACAACGACCGUGCUGCCGUAUAUUUACAAGGACGGUAAAAACGUACUGCAACGCGACGCAGAUGCGGUCGCGUAUAUCUCCGCACUUCCUGAAUCUUGUCCGGAUUCAUCAAAAUACGUGGUUCAUCUACACUACAGUGACUGGCGUUCGAAGCCACGAGAGCUGCGCGAAAUUAUCACCGCCGCGCUUUGCCAAAAUAAAGCUGUCGUCCUUCGUCAAUGCGAUCAGGCCACCGCGGACGAACUUGACCUCGAGCUCCUGUAUGAUUGGGGUGCGUCAGGGCUAAUGCGCGUUGUAAUACAUGAUGCGGAACAACGUACGAAAGAUUUCACCUAUCCGCAGCAGCAUGCAACACUUGAGCAAUUUAUGCGCAACAUACACGACCCUAACAAGAUACAGUGUAUUCUAGAUGUUCCGCUCUCACAAGGGGGUCUCCCAUUUUUCUUGAGCUCCCUGGACAGCGGCAUCGUCGACGGAUGGAAUCAGUCCACCAAUGAUUGCCCCGUCGGCCAUCAAGUUCACCCCGACAACUUCACCGUACGCUCGUGGGGUUUGCUGGCUAAGCCCGGUUGGUUUACCUAUUUUCACCACGACGCGGACGGCGGCUGCACUUUUAUUUAUGGCGUCGUCGGCACGAAACAAUGGACCGUGGCUAACCUGAAAAAUCAGGACACGAUCUCUCAGACAUCGUUCGCCAAGGCAGCCAGAUUGUUGGGUACUUUCCCCGAGAACCGCGACGAGAUUGCCGCUCUGUGGGACAUGGAAGUCAUCACGGUAGGAAAGGGGGACCUUCUUAUACAACCACCUGGUCAAUUCCACGCAGUGUAUUCGCCUGCAAAGGCCUUCUUUACCGGCGGGCAUUUUUAUAAUCGCGACACUCACCAUUUGUCAAAAAACUCUCGUCAUUUGGAUAACAAACACGGUAAAUACUUGACGAACCAAAUUCACUCUCACUCCCUGGAAACGUUUCAACGAUUGGUCAUGAACUUACCGCGCCUAUCUCGCCGCACUAAGUUGUAUACCAGGCCUUUGAUGGCACUCUGUCUCAUGGUUUUAGACCCGGGCGCCUAUGCGGCUGCUGGCGCAGAAAAGAGAGAACUGGUAUCUGGAAGCACCAACCGAGCAUCCGCUAUUGCAACCGCUAUCGUCAACCAUUUCUGGACGAACCUCAAGACGGAACAAAAGCUAUAUCGUACUCCCAAACAGACUGCCGGGAGUCAGGGUAUAUUUGGCCCAGGGGACUUGAUCGAUAGAGACCAGUUAACCACUUGCCUCCGAUCAUUCACGGCGAUCGAAAAUUCUUAGAUAUUUGUCCAUUACCAUCCAUUCCUUCGUAACCUUCGCCGCAUCCAUGGAUUCUUUGGACUCUUUACGUAUUUUCACCGUUGAACUUCAGCAAGUUCACUCUUUCAUACCAAGUAAUUGUAUGGUAUGGUAUGUAAUUUUAUGCUUGCAUGCGAUGCAGAUUGAUUAUACGGAGUUAAGCCAAAUUUAACAAUAAACGGUAACUCAACGUGAAUCUUCUCUUGCGACUUCUGCGAC
This is a messenger RNA of Suillus subalutaceus, 2512 nucleotides long. RefSeq lists its product as uncharacterized. Bases 263 to 2275 code for a protein of 670 amino acids. The transcript is spliced from 5 exons. NCBI's taxonomy places the organism in Eukaryota, Fungi, Basidiomycota, Agaricomycetes, Boletales, Suillaceae. The record is from RefSeq and is a predicted model, not a curated record.